CUUGUCGGAAAUAACCUCUGCUUUACUCGGGGUCUCGCUACAACUACACGACACGAUGGCCGGGCGGCUCUCUGGGAUACUCUCUGUCCUGGUCGUGCUCGGGGUGUCGCUUUUACACACAGGGGUGGAUGGUAACGAGGAGGUGGAGUUGAUCCGAGACCUGUUCAAAAGCUACGUCAAGCAUAUCCGACCCGUGGAGAAACCAGAGGAUAAAGUGCAGGUCCAGAUUAAACUCACCCUCACCAACCUCAUCUCCCUGAAUGAAAAGGAGGAGACUCUGACGACCAACGUGUGGAUUGAGAUUCAAUGGACUGAUUAUCGCCUCUCCUGGGACCCGACUAAAUAUUAUGGGAUAGAAAUUAUCCGUGUACCCUACCACACAGUGUGGCUCCCCGACAUUGUCCUUGAGAACAACAUCGACGGCAAGUUUGACGUGGCGUACUACGCCAACGUGUUGAUCUCCUCCAACGGCUGGAUGUACUGGCUGCCCCCGGCCAUCUACCGCAGCACCUGCGCAAUAGAGAUCACCUUCUUCCCCUUUGACUAUCAGAACUGCACCCUGGUGUUCAGGUCCCAAACGUACACGGCCAAUGAGCUAGAUAUUAUCCUGGCCAUCGCGGAAACCGGGGAGACUAUUGAAUGGGUGGACAUCGACCCUGAGGCCUUCACAGAGAACGGCGAGUGGGCCAUCGUGCAUCGGCCGGCCAGGAAGCGCAUCGACAAGCGCUACAGCCCCGAAGACCUGGAGUACCAGGAGAUCUACUACAACCUGAUCAUCAAGAGGAAGCCCCUCUUCUACAUCAUCAACGUCAUCCUGCCCUGCUCGCUCAUCUCCUCGCUGGUCGUCCUGGCCUACUUCCUGCCCGCUCAGGCCGGUGGACAGAAGCUGACGGUUUCCAUCUCUGUGCUGCUCGCCCAGACUGUCUUCCUCUUCCUCAUCCAGCAGAAGGUCCCAGAGACAUCGCUGUCCGUUCCCCUCAUUGGCAAGUAUAUUAUCUUCGUCAUGUGCGUCACCACACUCAUCGCGACCAACCAAAUCGUGGUGCUCAACUUUUCCCUGCGGAGUCCCAGCACUCACACCAUGUCCCAAACCAUCAAGCACGUUUUCCUAGAGCUCGUCCCCCGGUUCCUGGGCAUGGCCCCGCUGGUGGACGACGCGGAGGUGCAGGGGGAGGUGAACGGCGUGAGGGAGCGCAGACGGAGCUCUUUCGGCCUGAUGCAGCGGGCAGAGGAGUACGUGCUGAAGCAGCCGCGCAGCGAGAUGCUGUUCGACAAGCAGAAGGAGAGGCACGGCCUCACGCGCUCCUUCGAGGAACCUAUAGAUGUCAGCAGCACGGCUAACCUGUACAAAAGCUUGGCCAAAGCUGCGCCGGAGAUCAAACAAUGCGUGGACGCCUGCAACUUUAUCGCUGAGAGCAAAAGACAGCAGAACGACAUUGGAUCGGAAAUGGAGAGCUGGGUGCUGAUCGGCAAGAUGGUGGACAAGGUGUGCUUCUGGGUGGCCAUACUCCUCUUCAGUCUGGGCACGGUGGCCAUCUUCUUCACCGGCCACUUCAACAGUGUGCCAGAGUUUCCGUUUCCUGGACAAACCAAAAAAUUUGUACCGGGGGAAUCUUAAACACACAACCAGGACAGAACAUUCAGCACACUUUAAACCAUGCAAAUGGUGACCUCACCGGUGCCCUCUGUAGAGGCAGCUGGUCUCGAUACCUGGUCGCUCGGCCGUCCAUCCAAAGCCCAGCUGAGUCCGUGUACCAAGGUUUGUUUUGAUUCAUUUUUGUAUUCCCUUGUAACCAGUUCUGAGGGUUAAAAUGUCAGGGGUUGCGCAUGUGUGUUAGCACCUGGCGUGUCAUUGCCAGAGGUGCUCCUUUUGGAAACGAGGUUGCCUGAUAAGAGUCAUGGGCCUUACAGCAACCUAUUGGUACAGCCCAUCUCGACAGGGACUGUGGAGUCUGGUAAAAAGAAGUGCUAUUUUUCUAAAAUUUGUAUUCCAUUGUAUAGUAUUACACAUUAUACACACUAUAUCUGAUGGAGAUGUUUGGAUGUGUAUUAGUUGCCCCAUGAUCUUCUAGGUCUUCUAUGAUAACCAGUCAAAAAGGACACCAAGUGGGUGUAUAGGGAAUAAAGUAGUACAAUACUUGAUGAAGUAAAAAAGCUUUUUUUUAUUGAAAAUUUGCAAUAUGAGAUCAUCAUUUCCUAAAACCGACUAAUGUUUCAUUGGUCAGUUUUGUGGUUUAUUUUGUGUGAUGUUAUGUUUUAGCAGCAUAGAGUUGACUGAGCGAGUACUUGAAAUUGAAACAACUUUAAGCAACACAUUUAUAAAAAACAUAAUUUAUUUUAAGUGAACCUGAUGCUUUUGCAUGUAUACCUUUUG
Molecule: messenger RNA, 2374 nt
Organism: Gadus chalcogrammus (walleye pollock)
Lineage: Eukaryota; Metazoa; Chordata; Actinopteri; Gadiformes; Gadidae
Gene: chrne
Product: cholinergic receptor, nicotinic, epsilon
Exons: 12
Coding region: 56-1618 (520 amino acids)
Biological process (GO): monoatomic ion transmembrane transport; nervous system process; regulation of membrane potential
Cellular component (GO): synapse; neuron projection; postsynaptic membrane
Molecular function (GO): transmembrane signaling receptor activity; acetylcholine-gated monoatomic cation-selective channel activity
Source: RefSeq, a predicted model, not a curated record